Fusarium proliferatum ET1 is the source of this 1587-nucleotide messenger RNA. RefSeq lists its product as uncharacterized. Gene Ontology annotation, molecular function: FAD binding. Bases 1 to 1587 code for a protein of 528 amino acids. The record is from RefSeq and is a predicted model, not a curated record. The transcript has 3 exons. NCBI's taxonomy places the organism in Eukaryota, Fungi, Ascomycota, Sordariomycetes, Hypocreales, Nectriaceae.
AUGCUCAUUCCCAAACUAAUCAAGUUCUAUAAUCGGGCAGGUCUCACAUUAUACGCGGCGCUCGCUUUCAGUAGCGUCACUGCACAAGACGUGGAAAAUGCCAAAACUGGCUACCCUCCAUGCGAUGCAUUGAUCCAGGCGAAUCUUUCACACCUUGUGCACCUCGCAGACUCGCCACUCUAUCCGACCUUGGUCAACGGCUCCUGGGCGCCCGACACUCGCAAGAGUCCAUUCUGCUUCGUCCUCCCAACCACCACCGAGGAGGUAUCCCAAACUAUUGUUGCACUUCGCGAUGCUGGUAGUGGAGCCGGAGACUGGCAUAUUGCUGUCCGUAGCGGCGGACAUGCGACUGACCAUUCGAACAACAUCGAUACUGGAGUUACAAUCGAUCUGACCCAGAUCAAUGCAACCACCUAUAAUAGGGAGACAAACAUCGCAAGUGUUGGCACAGGGGCCCGUUGGGGUGCCGUUUACGAGGAUCUUCUUGAGCACGAUGUCAGUGUAAUGGGUGGGAGAGAAGGCGUGGUGGGUGUAGGAGGGCUGGUCCUGGGUGGCGGCGUCUCGUGGUACACCCCCAAGCGUGCGUUUGCUUGUGACAGUGUUGUCAACUAUGAGUUGGUGCUUGCUAAUGGAUCCAUUGUCAACGCAAACCCCCAUUCCCAUAGAGACCUUUGGAAGGCAUUGAAAGGAGGUGGCGCAAACUUUGGUAUUGUCACCAGAUUCGACAUGGAGCCUUUCUCAGCCCAAAACAUCACUAAGGCAACGACAGUGAUCAGUAUGGAGCAUCUUGACGAGGUGCUGGACGCGGUUGUGGGCUUUACAAGCCUUGACCAGUCUUUUGAGGAUAACUACUUGCUUACGGUGUUCAACUACGAUCAAGCUAGCGAUUCCACGGCCAUCACGCUGACAGAGGUCAAUACGGCAAACGAUUUGAACUCCUCGGCGUUUCACAGCGUGCGAAAAAUCCCAACUCUCCGUCGAAUUCCCGCAAAGUCAAUGUCUCUCGCUGAGUCCUCCGAUGGGUCGUCGCUGAGCGAUGAAAUGCGAACUGUUGGCGCCGGACCUGUGACUGUCGCCAACGACCACCGAAUCUUGCGCUUCAUCGUCGAUCAGUACAAUGGAUUCGUCAAGGACAUUAAGGAGAAGGUGAACCCAGCGAACUUUAGCACCAUUUUCGACCUUCAGCCGAUGCCAUCUCGCGUCGCUGACUACGGUGUUUCGAAAGGUGGUAAUAUGUUGGGACUCGAGCGGAAUAACCGCGACAGAGUUAUUGCGGCCGUCGGGGCAAUUCUCUUUGGGGGCCAGUAUUCCGAUCACGAUGUUGCCCUGAUCUACCAACUCUCUGCGGCAAUGAAUGACAGGAUUAUUGCGCACGCAAAGUCGCUUGGUCUCUCGGAGGACUGGGUCUAUUUAGCCUACAGCGAUGCGCAGCAGGAUCCACUGGGUUCUUACGGCCAGACUAAUGUGAAUCAUAUCAGACAGAUGGCCCACAAGUACGAUCCCAAGGGCUUUUUCCAGAAGAGAGUUCCUGGCGGCUUCAAGAUUGAUAGGGUUGAGACGGGGAAGAAGCGCAAUGAAUCGCCUUAA